Messenger RNA from Mollisia scopiformis, 930 nucleotides. RefSeq lists its product as uncharacterized. NCBI's taxonomy places the organism in Eukaryota, Fungi, Ascomycota, Leotiomycetes, Helotiales, Mollisiaceae. Bases 1 to 930 code for a protein of 309 amino acids. Gene Ontology annotation, cellular component: fungal-type cell wall. Gene Ontology annotation, biological process: fungal-type cell wall polysaccharide metabolic process. The transcript is spliced from 2 exons. The record is from RefSeq and is a predicted model, not a curated record.
AUGCGCUUCUCAACGAGUCUGCUCCUCGCAGCAGCAACCUUCACUUCAGCAGACACCUUACAGACACGAUCUGCGAAACGCGGUCUUGUCUUCGUCCCUUCUACAGAACAUCCGCAAGAUAAUCAGGUCUGGGUCUCGGGGAACAGUGAUCUCACAUGGUAUUACAAUUAUGGCCCUUCAGCAUCACCGGCCUACUCGAACCUAACCCAAGAAGAAUUCGAAUUCGUUCCUAUGCUCUGGUCUCCCACAACGACAUUCUUGAGCUCAGUACAGUCGAUGAUCAAGGCGGGAACGAACGUCACUCAUGUUCUGACCUACAAUGAACCGGAUGGAACGAGCUCGUCGGGAGGAAGUCAGGUAUCGCCAUCAACUGCUGCUACUAAUUGGAUCUCCCAAGUUCAACCAUUGAAGAAACUGGGCGUCAAGCUUGGUGCUCCAGCUGUGACAGGAUCUCCAGGAGGGUUUACUUGGUUGGCAGAUUUUUUCGAUGCCUGUGCCAGUCAAGGAACGAAUUGCACGGCGGAUUUCAUUCCCAUCCAUUGGUAUGGCAACUUUGCAGGUCUUGCUUCGCACAUUGGUCAAGUCAGAGCUACCUAUCCAAACACUAGCAUCUGGAUCACCGAAUAUGCCUUGAACAACGACACCCUCCCUGAUACCCAAGAUUUCUUCAAUAUGUCUGCCGAAUACUUUGAUCGAAUCGAUUACAUUGAUCGAUAUUCAUACUUUGGUAGUUUCAGAAGCGAUGUUAGCAAUGUUGGACCGAAUGUUUCCAUGUUGACUUCGAAGGGACUCUUGACGGACAUUGGAAGCUGGUACUUGGGAGGAGCUGCUACCAACAAUAUUCCCACCGAAAGUACUGCUGUUAGAGGAGCUGCUGCAUUUGGUACAGUUCUUGUUAUGGCCGUCGCUGCUGGGUUUAUGGUGCUGUAA